GCAGGGAUCAUUGCUUGCCCACGACAUGGCCCAAAGGGAAAGGCAAGCUAUGGUGUAGCUGUUCCCCAGGACCACCAUUCAACAGACUUGGCAAAAGGAAGGACAGGGUGUUGCCGCGUUGGAUCGGGUGUGUGGCAUGCGGCCUCACCGCGACCAGCGCUCACCCUGCCCCGAUUUGUGCCAUGUCAGCCGUGUCCCUUUCGAUAACAGGAGUGGCGGCUGCAUCAUCAUCAGCAUCAGCAUCAGAACAUCCCGUGAAAGAUGCACACUGUAUGCUUCGACAUCGACAGCGCCAGCGCCAACAGCCAUCAUCACGAUCCAGGACGUGCUCAUCGCGACGACCUUGCGACGCGAGGGCCUACUCGGCAGCCGCGCCGUCAAACUCGGAUCCUGACUCGAACGCCAGUGAUGGCGACAGCGACAACGACGUGGACAGAAGCAUGCCGUCUGUCCUCCAACCUCGAGCGCUUGAGCUAUCAUGCGAGUGCCAUGACGCGCGUCGCGCGUAUAAGCGCAGCCGGAGACACUCUCCUCGAGCUCGCCAGACUGCCUCAUUCGUAACAUCUGCCGCGGCCGCAGCGGCGGGAGUGCUUGUUUCGUCUGUGCUUGUCGUACAUCCGCUCCUAGCAGGCUCGGCACUCGCCUUCCCGCUCUCAAAUUCGCGGCCUGAACUGCAGGCCGUGGCUAAUGUGCGCGCCGCUGGUGGGGGUAUUCGCAUCCCUGCUGUGGCUGGUGUUCCGCCGAUGCGAAAGGGAAAGGGCAGGGAGAGGACAGGCGAAGAAGAUAACGAAUGGAUGCAGGUCCUACACAAGACAGGGAGCGUGCCAGAAGGGGAUAGCGAUGGGCACAGGGAAGAACAGCUUUGGCGACGAGCGGUCAUCUCCGAGCGUCAGGAUGAGCCACGCUCGUCAUUGCCGACGCCUACAUCAGUUCCUUCGGCGUGGCCGACGUUCUCGAAGCACUCCACUACAGGCUUAGGUUUACCGGAAGCGCCUCCCCUUGGCAUCUUCAUGGAAGAGAUGAAUCCAAACGCCAGAAGCUGGCUCGCAGCGCGGCAGCAGGAUGCGUCCACGUCAUCUACAUCGCCUUCCUCGCCAAUAGUUGCGUCAAGCAGCGCAUCUGCAUCUGCAUCUACGAGCAGCAACAGCAGCUCGUCCGCCACAUCUGCGAAGCCUUUUACCGUCACAGUGACGACGUCCAACGUGGUCAAGCCAUCGUACACCGUCUCGCUCGUGCGCGCCUCGCCGCUGUACACGGGCGUCCCGAGCAGCUGGGAACCGCCGAGGCGCUCAAUCUGGUUCCAGCGCCGGACGAUCUUCAUCGUCAGCAUCUUCCUCUCCAUCUUCAUCGUCCUGUCCAUCGGCGCGACCGUCUUCCUGCGCGACAGAAAGUACGACGUCGCAGAGGAGGAGACGGACGAGGAUGCCAUCGCGCGCAUCAUGGCCGGUAGGAGCAAGGACCAGGAGCGCCUCGAACGCCAGGGCAAAGUUGGCAGGCGGGACGCGCGCGUUGUGGAUGACGAUGACUUUGGCGAGGUCCAAGGGGACGGAGAAGGGAUGGGCGGCGGCACAACAGGUGAAAAGGCCGAAGACGACCCGUCCGCCAGGCGAAACAGCAAGAAGGCCAGGCUCCGUCGUCUUGUUGUCACGAGGUGGACCAAAGCAGCUGCGAGCGUGCCUGGGGCACAACAGCUAUUCUUGCUCGCACCAUCUCCGUCAGCUUCGGGAUCCAGGCGGCGGCGCCAGCGAGAGGGUCAGCGCGGGCGCGAUGAAGAUAAUGCGGAGGAAAAGGAUAGCAGGGAAGCGGUGCAGGCGCCGGCGUGUGGCUCGAGCGACUCGGCGCGCUCCACUGACGCUGCUGCUGCUGCUGCUGCUGCCGCGGAUGUGAGACUACACAUCCGAAGUCGCAGCAAGGCGAGCCAGGAAGGUGCGGAUGGACGCAAUGUCAGGAACAGCAGCAGCUGCUGCAGCAGCACGAACAGCCGCCACGCGAGCAGCGACGAGCUGCGACGCCGAGCAGUGCGGCGUCAUCGACCGAGGCUCGGUGAUGGUAGGAGCGAGAGGGUCGAGAUCGCGUACGACCCCCAAAGUCACGCUCACGGGCAGCAGCAUCAGCACGACGGUCUGCAACCUUCAGCCUCUACCGGCGAGCUCUCGAGCACAGGCGCAGAUGCGGAUUUCGAUGCCGCCGAUCGGUCUUCCACUUCAGCUAGCCGAUCGGGGAGCGGCAGCGGCGCGCAUCCAGCUACGACGACCAGUGGCGCGAGUCACUCAAACUCCUCGCAGUCCCAACAAUAUUCACAACUUGCUUCCACCGCAGGCUCACGCCCAAGCUCCGGCUCCGGUGCCGGUGCAGGGACAGCUGCAACUCCCGCUGUGCCCUCCUCUCGCCUGGACGCGUCGGACCUAUCAGCAGCUGAAGUAGCCGAAGCCAAUGCAUCUGCAGGCGCCACAGCGUCUUCGCGCUCUGCGCCACCGCCCACGCUCACCGCGACCGAUGCGGGGUCCGCGCCGCCGGACGCCGAUGCCGACGCCCAGACUGACGCCAACGCGGAAGAGCUCUUCCCGCCUGCGUAUCCGACAAGGGGCACUGCCAGUAGGCCGUCGACUGGUGCCGCGGCUGUUGCUGCUGUCGAAGCAGCCGCGCGGACGGAGCGCAAAGCGGAUGUUGGCUUCGGUGGCGAUGGGCACUUUGCAGCGGAUGUCGGAAACGCAGACUCCCCGGUAAUUCGCAUGGACAGCGUUACUGUGCCGAUGGUGGGCGCAUAUCCGCCGCCGCCUAUGAUGGGCAUUUCCGCCGUGGCGCAUAUAGCCACGGACGACAAGGCUAUCCUCGGCGCGAUGACGGCCGCUGCCAGUCGGCCACUGCAACCUUCCGCCCCCUCUGCUCUGGCGCCCAUGUACGCCAACAAUCCGAGCAGUGAUGUUUCUGCUGCUGUGGGUGCGGACGAAGGGCCUUCUGCUCCCGAGCUGGACGUCGACGAAGAUGGGUUCGAGCAUGUCGGAGCUACGGUGUCUGCAACUGCUACAACGGUCGCACUCGCACAGCGAGGGCAAGAUGCAGAAGGGAAGAUGGAGCUGCAAGGAAAGGGGAAAGGCGCCAACCUGCUGCCGCAGCCACCGAUUCCGCAUACACCCAGCUUCUCGGUAUUCGACCAGCCAUACUCGCUCUCCCUGAGCUGGCCGCCGCGCAGCAGCGUAGUGUCGCUACAGCCUUUAGCGCCGGUACAAGUAGCAGAGUUGUCAUCGCCAUCGACGACGCUAGAGCCAACACCGGCAGUACGAGAAAAGGAGCGUGAGGCGCAAGCUGAACGCGCGCUGCUCGCCUCGUCUCCGAUUGACUUGGAUGUGCUGACUGCCGGUGCGGCGUUGCCUGCAUACACUCGCAAUGCCGCGAGUGGUCUCUCCCCCAUGCCUACGGCUCACGCGCCUUCGGCACCAGCGCUGGAAGAGAUGGAGGGACUCGGUGCUGAUGGGAACGCAGGGCACUCCCCGCAGCAGUACGCACCGUCUGCUCCGCCGGCAGAGGAUGAAGAGAGUGAACGGACUGAAGAGGGAAGGUACAUUCGGUUGGAAGGGCAAGGAUCCGAAGGGGAUCAUCCGGAAGAUGCAGAUGGCUGUCCGCAAAUCUGAUCCAACUGGACGGGUCGCACAGCAACAAUGGCAGCAGCACCAUCAUCGCCAAUCUAUUUUGUACUCAUUGCAUUGCGGAUUCGCAUUUUCUUUCACGGCAGACAU
Messenger RNA from Tilletiaria anomala UBC 951, 3737 nucleotides. RefSeq lists its product as uncharacterized. The transcript has a single exon. The coding region runs from base 273 to 3632 and encodes 1119 amino acids. Lineage: Eukaryota; Fungi; Basidiomycota; Exobasidiomycetes; Georgefischeriales; Tilletiariaceae. The record is from RefSeq and is a predicted model, not a curated record.